Messenger RNA from Rhinocladiella mackenziei CBS 650.93, 1044 nucleotides. RefSeq lists its product as uncharacterized. The record is from RefSeq and is a predicted model, not a curated record. Bases 1 to 1044 code for a protein of 347 amino acids. The transcript has a single exon. Lineage: Eukaryota; Fungi; Ascomycota; Eurotiomycetes; Chaetothyriales; Herpotrichiellaceae.
AUGGCGGGUUUCACGUCCCUCUUCAAGGCUCUGACUGCUCCGGUCAAAAUUCCCAUUUUCGUCGUAACGCUUGAUGCUUUGGGGACCCUAUAUCAUUUUCGAGAACCAGUUUCUGCCCAGUACUUCAAUGUUGCUCAAAAAUGCGGACUGCGAGCAAAAAUUAACCCAACUGAACUCGACCAGUUCUUCAAGUCGUCAUUCAAGCACUACAAUACCGUCUAUCCAAACUAUGGGAAAGGCAAGUUGGAGGAUCCCCAAAUCUGGUGGUCCAAAGUGGUCAAACGUGCAUUCCGCGAGAUCGUACCGGACGGAGAGCUUCCUCCGAAUCUAGAUAUCAGCCUCUACCGACAUUUUUCGACCCAAGCAGCCUACCAACUCUAUCUGGACGUCUUGCCAUUCCUUCAUACUAUAGAAGCCAUUAAAGACCGCUUUGUCGCUGCAGAUGGACCAUUGCUGGUCACAGGAAUUGUCACGAAUUCCGAUCCGCGUGCCAGAGACGUAUUGACAGAUCUGGGACUAGAGAUUGGGCCAUCCAGGGUCCCUGAAAUGAAUCCUCUCCAGGAGAUGCCAAACAUAUGGAAAAACGUCCAGGCAGACAACAUCAAAGAUAUUCGUGCCACUCCCUACGCAGGCUAUUACAGUAGAAGGAACCAUUUCGACUUCCUCUGUACAAGUUACGAUGCCGAGUCGGAGAAACCUAGCCUGGAUAUCUGGCUAGCCGCAAAGAGACUCGUGAUGCCAAUGCCACCAUCUCGAAUGGAGAAUUCUUUGGGACCGCCCUCCGACCUGAAAGAUGUGUCACAGAUUAUGACGGAGGCCUUGCGCUAUCGACCUGGAAAGAUAAAAUGGGUUCAUAUUGGGGACGAAUUUUCGAAAGAUUAUUUGGGUGCGGUCAACUGCGGCCUCAAAGCACUACAUUUGGCAAGAGAAAAGGAGUCAUCUCUUGUAGUAGAGGAGGGUAUCGAGACUGUGUCUAAUCUAGAGGAAGCUGCCAUGGUUGUCAGCGUGAUGGCGCAAGACUACUUUAAUCAUGACCCAGAAUGA